AAAAUAAAAUAGACGAAUGGGAAAUGGUCCAUCGUAGCCUUGGUGCUGGAUUUGAAAACAACGACACACUGAUGAAUACGAGAAAAAUACUGUCACUGAGUUACAAUGAUUUGCCUUACUAUCUCAAAUCUUGCUUGUUGUAUUUCAGCAUCUUCCCUGCAGGUAAUCCAAUUAAGCGGAUGAAACUUAUUCGGCUAUGGAUAGCUGAAGGAUUUGUGGAAGGAAAGGAAGGAAUGACAUUAGAGGAAGUUGCAGAAGACUACCUGAAUGAGCUCAUAAAAAGAAGCUUGGUUCGUGUAGUAAAGGCAGCCAGUGAUGGACGCGUCAAAACAUGCCGCAUCCAUGACCUUCUGCGCGAGAUUAUGAUUACAAAGGCAAAAGACCAAGACUUUGUAGCAAUAGCCAAGGAAGAAGGCAUGGUGUUGUCUGAAAAAGUCCGUCGGGUGUCAUUACAUAAAGCCGUGCCAAGCAUACAACGAAGACAUGUUGCCUCUCGACUUCGUUCAGUGCUCAUAUUUUGGGGGGCAGAUUCUUGUCCUGAUUCUCCUGCGCCUAAUUUGUCGUUCGGUCACCUGAGGUUGCUUAAUGUGUUAGAUCUGGAAGGAGCACCUCUGAAGGAAUUCCCCAGCAAAGUUUCCAGCCUCUUCCUCUUAAAGUAUCUAAGUUUGAGGAACACCAAUGUCAAUUCCAUUCCAAGCUCCAUUAGCAAGCUUCUGAAUCUGGAAACGUUGGAUCUAAAACAUACUCAAAUCUCUGAAUUGCCUGUUGGGAUUCUGAAGCUCAGAAAACUUCGCCACCUUUUGGUGUAUCGUUAUGAAAUUGAUUGUGAUGACAGGAUUCACAUCAAAUAUGGUUUCCAACCACCACCUCAAAUCGGAAGUCUACAAUCCUUACAAAAACUCUGCUUUGUAGAGGCAAAUCAAGGCGGUGAUCUUCUGCUUGAACUGGGAAGGUUGAAUCAGUUGAGACGGUUAGGCAUUGUAAGGUUCAGGAAGGAACAUGGGAAGGCUCUAUGUUCUUCUGUUACAAAGCUGACAGACCUUCGUGCCUUAUCCAUUUCUUCAAUCACAGACAGUGAAUUUAUUGAUUUGGAGUACUUAUCAUCUCCUCCUCGAUUUCUUCAGCGAGUGUACCUGACAGGACGGUUACAGAGUUUACCAGAGUGGUUGCAUUAUUCGGAUAGCUUGGUCAAGUUGGUUUUAAAAUGGAGUCGGUUAAGUGAUGAUCCACUGCUAUCUCUUCAGCAUCUGCCCAAUCUAGUACACCUCAAGCUUAUACAGGCUUACAAUGGGGAGAUGCUGUGUUUCCAAGCUAAGGGAUUUCAACGGCUCAGGUUCCUGAGCAUAAAUAAAUUAGAGAGUCUCAGAGUGAUAACUGUUCAACAAGGAGCAAUGCCUUGUCUUGAAAAGCUGAUCGUCCAAAGCUGCAAGGAAUUGAAAACGGUGCCAUCAGGUAUUGAACACCUGACCACGCUGAAGGUAUUGGAAUUUUUCAAUAUGCCAAAAGAACUCAUCAUGACGUUGCAACCCAGUGAAGAGAAUGGGGAUGAUUUGAAGGUUGAGCAUGUUCCUGAUGUUUACUCACCUACUGGAACAACGGUAUAUUGGAUAACUUCACUUUAUUCACCAAAGAGGAUGGAAGUUCUGCCCUGCCUAGCCCUAGCGGUAGCAGGCGACUAUAUUUGGAAAUAACAUGUUUUGAUUUGUUAUAAAGUAUUUUUAAUUUAUCUCUGUGAUUGUAAAUUAACCAUGAAUAAGCUUAUCUCUGAUUUUGUCUCCCUUCCCUUCGUUCUCUGUUGUGUUCUCUUAAUUUGGUGUACGGUGUGCUGUGUAAACUGUGAAUAUUUCUCGUUAAUAUUCAAAUAAUCUGUGUCGA
Molecule: messenger RNA, 1875 nt
Organism: Populus trichocarpa (black cottonwood)
Lineage: Eukaryota; Viridiplantae; Streptophyta; Magnoliopsida; Malpighiales; Salicaceae
Product: disease resistance protein RPM1-like
Exons: 1
Coding region: 24-1691 (555 amino acids)
Biological process (GO): defense response to other organism
Source: RefSeq, a predicted model, not a curated record